Symbiodinium sp. CCMP2592 is the source of this 4839-nucleotide messenger RNA. NCBI's taxonomy places the organism in Eukaryota, Dinophyceae, Suessiales, Symbiodiniaceae. The record is from the annotation of a GenBank genome assembly.
AUGACUACGCUUCAGCAGGGCGGGUCCCAAUUCCCGCCAUCUCAGAGAUUGCCACCUGGAUUAUUCGAUGAAACUGAGAUAGACCCGAGGGUUGUGCCACGCCCCACUGCGAGCACAGGAGCCUCUUCGGGGGUGAAAAACUCUGGUGCAGGAGAGGCGAUGGCUGCUCCACUGAGCACAAUCAGAAAACGAGCAUUCAGAAGAGCAAGGAGGCGCGCUGAACUCAAGGGUGCUACAUGGUAUCGUGGGGAAUGGCGGUCUGCGCACUCCCUGGGUACGAGUCCAGACACAGCGAGUGUCUCUACCGCACCAACCCGACCGGCACAGCCUGCGCGUACUAGGACAGCUCCGCGCCUGCGAGUGAUGACAUACAACAUGGGUGGGCUGGAUCCAGCCUCCUAUGAUGUCUUCUGUGAUUGGCUGCAACAACAACGUGAUACUGACAUUAUUCUUGCACAGGAGCUGCACUGGGGUUGUGGGAAAGAUGAGGCGAGUUGGACCAUAGGCGGCUGGCAUGCCAUUAUCAGCCCAGACCCCAAACAGCGCUACAGUGGUACUGGGGUCUUUGUUUCUGGACGCGUCGCCUCUUCGGAUCAGAUUGCCUACAACACCAUCAUCCCGGGCAGACUUCUGCACGUGAGAUGCACCCGGCAAGCAGUCACGCUGGACCUCAUUGCUGGGUAUCAACAUGUCUGGCAAGAGAAGCGCAAAGAUGCGGUGGCGAAGCAGAGGCACACCUUCUGGACGCGACUUGGAGUUCUCCUGCACUCACUUCCUGUGCGUAAUCUGUUGAUUAUGGGCUGCGACCUGAACUCUGGUAUCAAACCGAUUCCUGGCUUGAUUGGCAGAGGUGUUCUUCAUACUUCUCGUGUUUCGGAUCCGGAGUUGGAAGCCAUCAUUAAUACGCAUCAUUUAGUCUUGUUGAACACAUGGGGUAGAGCCACCUCGGGUCCCUGCCAUACGUUUAAGAACGGGAAGGUCAGGACACAACUCGACUUUCUGAUAACGCGUAGGCUCACUGCAGAUGCGGAAUCACGACGUUCCGCUCCCAUCGCUUUAGAUCUCAUGCCGUGGAGGCAAGGUCCCAAGCACAGACCCGUGCUUGGCAGCCUUCUGUGGGUAGCGGGAUGGACUAGAGCACGCCCCCGACCUGCAGGUGGAUGCUCACUGCCACACCUGAGGCAAGCCAUUCUCGCAGAAGGUUCGGAAGCGCAACAGCUUCGUGUAGUGGUGCGCACAGCACUGACUGCACUGCCAGAUGAUCCUGCGCUUAAGCUUAAAGCCCUGAACCAGGCUGUUAUCCCGCAGUGUGCCGCCAUGUUUCCACGCAAACCAGCCAACAGUAGACGGCCGCGAGACUCACCUCUCGUCAAAAGCUGCGUAGCAAACAUGUGGCAGCAGCAUCGUGCGCUGAAACGCUUUGGGCCGAGUCCGGACAGGACACACAUCUGGGGAGCCUGGCGACAGUAUGCGGCCUUUAAGGCAAGUGUCAAGCAACUGCAGAAAACCAGUAGACUUGCUAGGAAAGCCCAUGUCGAGACUCUUAUCCAACAAGCUGAACAGGCGUCCCAGAAACAGGAUCAAGCUGAGGUCUAUCGAGUCAUUAAUCAGCUGGCCCCCAAAAAGCGUGUUGAAAAGGUUCCGAUCCGGUCAGUAGAUGGCAAGCUUCUGGACAAGCAGCAAGAGUUCACGGCAAUCUACGAAUACUUCAGCAAGGCUUUUAGUCGUACUGAGCAAUAUUCCCGCCCCUCCCUCAGCCCGCUUAGCAUUACACCCGCGGAAGUUCAACAUGCCAUUAAGCUGCUCAAAAAUGGGAAGGCGGUUCCACCUGGUAGCAUGCCGGCAGAACUCUGGAAGCUGUGUCCGGAAGAACUCUCCGAGGUGCUGUCGACUGUGCUUGCAAGCAGCGAAGAGAACGACCAAUAUCCGGCCGAGGUUGUAGAUUGUUCCCUUAGUCUCCUCCCUAAGCCCAACAAACCCACCCGCCUCCCGAAGGAUCUUCGACCCCUAGGCCUCCAGGACCCUAGUGCCAAGCUGCUAGCGGUCGUCCUCCGCACACGUCUGCUGGACAUUGUCCAAGAGCGAUUGAGGCAGAUCCCACAAUUUGCAUACUGCCCUCAAAAGGCGAUCGAUCAGGCAAUUUCUAGGGUAGCGCAGCAUUGUCAUCGGGUUAGAGAGGUUGUCAAACAUAGCACGGUUAGCACCCAUGACCGUCGGGAGGGUCUCAUGAGAUCCCAAUGCACAGGGGGAUUAAUGAUCAGUCUGGAUCUUAGCCGUGCCUUCGAUCUCCUGAGCAGAUCCGCCUUGGACCGUUCACUUCAGGCGGCAUCAGUGCCAGAGGAUCUUCGAGCGGCCAUUCUUGCCAUUCACGAAUCAUGCAGAUACAGUGUUGCACAUGGCACGUACUGUGAUACCUUCGACCUACAGGUCGGAGUCAGACAAGGUUGCGCGCUCUCACCGCUACUGUACGCAUUGUACACGGCUUGGCUUUUCGAACGCAUAGCCUCGGAGACCUCUGCGCACUGGGCCCAACACUUUCUGACGAUUUUUGCGGAUGAUAAGCACUUGGCUUGGGAGGUCACCAGCAUUGAAGAGCUUCAAUUCGUUUGUAAGUGCGUACAGGUCACGUACAGGCUCCUGCAGGACAGCGGAAUGCAGGUAAACCCCGAAAAGUCCAAAAUAGUGGUGGCGCUUAGGGGGAGUGCUGCUGCCAGGUGGUUGCGUAAACACACGCAACGCACACCAGAGGGCACCUUUCUCGACCUGGGCACUCCACAUCAGCCACUUAGGAUUCUUCAGGUUUCGCAGAUUGUCUAUCUAGGAGUUGUUGCGAGCUACACAGGGUUCGAAAUGCAGACCUUCAAGCAUAGGCAACGUGCAGCAGCUCAGAAUCGACAACGCCUGCUGAAGCUGUUUCACUCUCGAGUACUCUCGCAAGGCCAGCGAGUUCGCCUCUACCGAGCUUGUGUUGUCAGCUCUUUGUUGUACGGAUUGCAUGCGGUGGGUAUUACUGCUCCGGUAUUGCGUGCUCUAGAGGCUACAGACGCGAGAGCACUGCGGGCUUUGGUUCGGUCACCCGCACAUCUGUAUCACGAAACCACGGAUAGCAUUAGGGCCAGACUGAAGGUUCCGUCCCCGGGUGAGAUGCUCCAGAAACUUCUUAACAAGCGUUGUAAGGUUGUUCAGGAGCCUGCGCUGCAAGAGUGGUUUCAGAUACAAAUCCGUGCACUAACCGCGAAGGAUGCUGCUGCGUGUACACCUCCCGAGGUCCACUUAAGUCGCGAAGGAAUACCAGGGGUGCCAUGUCCCGUUUGUGGAAUUGUUUGUGUGAGCCACCAGCACAUGCUCUCUCACUUUGCACGCAAGCAUAAACCUGAGUAUCAGGAGGCCCAAGCUGGUCCUGCCAAGGACCCCAGGUGGUACAUGCAGCAUGCAGAUGCAGGGCAUGUCACUGAGCCGGAGGUCAAGGUAGCCUCCGCUCAGGAGGGGUCCCAUGGGCUUAGGAACCCGACCCCUCAGACAUGCCCUCCUGGUGAACCGGAGUCUGUGGAGUCGCUGACAGAGCCUGUGCCAGUGCUAGCCGAGAACCCUGAGUUCCGUCGAAUGUCAAUGCACAGCUGGCAGAGUGUCCUGCGCAAGCCGGAGUACUGCAAAAGUUUGAGCACGUACUGUGCCCUCUGUGGGCAAUGGGCUGAGCGCACGGGGUUUAAGCAGCAUAUACGUCUUAAACAUGCCGAGUCGCACGCGGUCCAUGCCAGGGCAGUUGCACGCAGCACGCAACUUGGGCUUAUAGCGAUUUCGCCGUCAGCCAUGAGCGUUGCCAUGGACACGGACGAAAGUCAGAGAGCGGCGGUGGCCCAGACCGAGCUCAACCUGCUGGGACUCCCUCGAACAGCGCCUCCAGCAGCACCGAGCGGCCCGAUGCAGUCCACACCGUUGGAGACAGCGCAGGAGGACUGGAAGGACAAGGACGAUCGGGAAUGGCAACAGGCCCGGGACUCCGACUGGCAGUCCCAGAAGUGGCGCCGGCCCUCCUCGAAAGGCACGGGUCGGAAUGCGGAGAACUGGUCCAAGCGCAAGUAUCCGGAGGAGAAUGUCGACCAGCAGGGGACCCUGGACAAGCAGACGCAGGUCCUCCUGCAGAUGAUGACCCGGAUGACGCUACGACACGACCAGGAACUGUGUCGGAUCCGCUCCGACACAUCGUUCAUGCUGUUCAGCGAUGUCGGCGACCACGGCUGCCUUCCGCAGAUGAAGGCCACGGCGGAGAACUGGUCCGAGCUGUUCACCCAGGGGAAGGUCACCUGCUCCCUCAAGGUGAUCAUGAUGCUGAACCUUGUCAAGCUACUGAGGGAAGCCUUGGGAAAGGCUCUGCAGGACGAGACCCUGGCCGAGAAGUACCGCUCCCUCUCCUGGCUAGUGGAGGGAGAAAACGCGCUCUCACCGUGCUGGACCUACUUCGAAUGGAAUCCGGCCGAAAAGAAGGAGGUGCGCUCCCAACAGGCCCCACUCAAGCAUCAGGAGGUGCUGAAUAUCCUCGACAAGAUGGAUCAGGCCAUCCCUCUGCAGGGCGUGCUCACCAACUUCCGCAACACCAAGGGCAUGGACCAGGGCAAGGAGAGCGAGGUCAUCCCCUUCAUGAUCAGCAUCGGCCUCCGCCACCCAGCGACAGCGGACAUCCACGCCGGCCUCGUAAAACUGUCCGGAUGCUCCUGCAUGAAGCUGGUGGGCUGUCGCCUACGACCGGAUCGGGGACAGCGCCCGCAGCUGGCAAAGCAGCUCGAGGAAGCCUUUCAGGCGACGAGCUUCUGCGAUUGGGCACCUCGGCGCGCGAGGUAA